AUGUUUUCUCCUAUUCCUCUCUUUCUCCCAAUCUUCUAUUCUUUGUCGCUAUCUCUUAUUUUCUUUACUAUGUCAUUUUACACUCUCCCUCCCUUUCUCUCUCUAAAACAGCAGCUGAAAAUAAUCAUAAAUCAGCCACCAUCUUUUUUCUAUUCUGUCUUUGUUGUCUUUCUUUUUCUUGUUACUUUCUUUCUGUUUUUGUUUCUUUCUAACAUUUUAUUCAUUUUAUUUUUCUUUAUCUUUUUCCUUUCUUUUACUUUUUCACUUUCUCUCAAUUUUUAUUCCUUUCUUUAUACUCUUUGUUUUUUCUUAAUUCACUGCCGUUCUUUUCCUUUUUUUGCUUUCUUUCCAUUUUUGUUCUUUUUUAUUUUCUAUUUCUUGCCUUUUUUUCUUUUUUACUUUCUUUCUAUUCUUUUUGUUCUUUCUUUCUUUAUUUCUUUUUUGCUUUUUGAAUUCAUAGUCUUUUCUUUUUUUCUUUUUGUUCUUUCUUUAUUUCUUCCUUUUCUUUUAAUUUUUAUUCCUUUCUUUCUUUGUCACUUUUUCUGUUUUAUUUUUCUUUGUUAUUUUCUCCUUGCAUUCAUUUUUCUCUCUUUCUCUAAUUCUUUUCUUUUAUUACUUUUUCCUCUUCCUUUCUUUUUCAUUUUUCAAUCUCUUUCUGUCUUUAAUUCUCCUCUUUUCCAUUUCUUUCUUUUUCACUUUUCCAUCUCUUUCUAUCACUAUUUCUUCUCUUUUCCAUUCUUUCUUUCUUUACUUUCCUGUUUUUUUGUUUCUAUUUCCUUUCUUUUCUAUUUCUUUCUUUCUUUUUUACUUUUCCCUUUCUUUCUUAGCUGA
Acanthosepion pharaonis is the source of this 831-nucleotide messenger RNA. The record is from the annotation of a GenBank genome assembly. Lineage: Eukaryota; Metazoa; Mollusca; Cephalopoda; Sepiida; Sepiidae.